Molecule: messenger RNA, 1766 nt
Organism: Dipodomys spectabilis (banner-tailed kangaroo rat)
Lineage: Eukaryota; Metazoa; Chordata; Mammalia; Rodentia; Heteromyidae
Product: F-box only protein 17
Exons: 6
Coding region: 215-1060 (281 amino acids)
Biological process (GO): SCF-dependent proteasomal ubiquitin-dependent protein catabolic process; glycoprotein catabolic process
Cellular component (GO): cytoplasm; SCF ubiquitin ligase complex
Molecular function (GO): ubiquitin protein ligase activity; protein binding
Source: RefSeq, a predicted model, not a curated record
UCCACCCCCCCUAGCGCGGUCCUGAAGCCGCCAAGUCCCCGAGAGAGGCCCGGAUACUCGGAGUCCCCCACCAAUCCCGGAUCUCGGGGCUCCCUGGGGCCCGGGCCGAUUCCGGGGAGCCCUGCGAUUGCCCCCCUCAGAGUACCAUUGGGGGAAAGGAUCUGAAUCCGCCACCACCUCCGAGCAGGCCUCCAGGACCCCGGCGGCCGGGACGAUGGGCGCCGGGCCCUCGCUGCGGCGGCAGCAGCGGCCGUCCAUGGAGCCGCCGGUGGCCCUGGACUCGCUGCCCCCAGAGCUGCUGGUGCAGGUGCUGAGCCACGUGCCGCCUCGCGCCCUGGUGACCCGCUGCCGCCUGGUGUGCCGAGCCUGGCGCGAUGUGGUGGACGGCCCCUCCGUGUGGCUGCUGCAGCUUGCUCGAGACCGCAGCGCCGAGGGCCGCGCGUUCUACGCCCUGGCCCAGCGCUGCCCGUCCCACGGCGAGGACCUGGAGGAGUUCCCGCUCGGCGCCCUGGCGCGCUUCUGCCUGCGCGCGCCGCUGGGCCGCAACCUCAUCUUCAAUUCCUGCGGCGAGGAGGGCUUCAGAGGCUGGGAGGUGGAGCACGGUGGGAAUGGCUGGGCCGUGGAAAAGAACCUGACACUCGUACCAGGGGCUCCUUCUCAGACCUGCUUUGUGACUUCCUUCGAAUGGUGUUUCAAGAGGCAGCUUGUAGACCUAGUGAUGGAAGGGGUAUGGCAGGAGCUGCUGGAUAGCGCCCAAAUCGAAAUCUGCGUGGCUGACUGGUGGGGUGCCCGAGAGAACUGCGGCUGCAUCUACCGACUUCGCGUCCGCCUCCUGGACAUGUAUGAAAACGAAGUGGUCAAGUUCUCGGCCUCACCCAACCCCGUCCUCCAGUGGACUGAGAGGAGCUGCAGACAGGUCUCUCACGUCUUUACCAACUUUGGCAAGGGCAUCCGCUACGUGUCUUUCGAGCAGUACGGCAGAGACACACGCUCCUGGGUGGGGCAUUAUGGAACCCUAGUGACCCAUUCCAGUGUCAGGGUCAGGAUCCGUUUGUCUUAGCCUUUUGGGACCCACUGUCCCACCCUGAUGGGCCAUCUUCAGAAUCAAGCAUGGCUUUACAGCCCAGAACAUGACAUUCUACAGGGAAAAUGGGGUACGCCCAGAACAUGACAUUCUACAGGGAAAAUGGGGGUCCCAUGUACCCCAUUUGCUGCUGCUUCAGCAUGGUGACCUUCGUGUUGUGUGACAAACAAGGACCAACCAGCAAUGGGUAGCUUCCUCCUCUUCCCAGAGGAAGGAAAGUCAUAUGACUGGGACAUUUCUUUGAUUCCUGGGCCUGGAAGUUGUUUCCUAGGGGUCAGUGGGGGUAAGUUGAGGCAAGAAAUCAAGGCUAGCUGGGCCUGGUGAUGCAUGCCUGGAGGCCCAGCACUUGAGGCUAGGUAGGAGGAUCUGGGAGCUUUGAGGCCAAGUUGGAUUACAUAGUGCAAAGUCUUUGGGAUUUAGCUGUGGGGUCUAGUACCUGGCCACCUCUGGGCAAUGUCUGCAUUCACUGCCCCAGUACCUCCUCCUUGGCCAGAUUGGUACUGUGUCUCAGAGACCAGAUUCUCCCUCACCUCCUGCCAGGAAAUAAUACCAUCUCUUUUUUGCCCUGUAUCCCAUCCUCCCAGAGCAAGGUGUGCUGUUAGGGGAAGCUCCCCUCCCCUCCUUUCUGCCCAGCUGGGCAUGGCCAAGCAACUAGCUUAAUAAAAUUGGUGCUAAAUAUGAA